AUGCAAUCCUCUCUCUUCCUUCGUGCUCGGGGCCUGCCAUUGGCGAAGGCCAGCCUCGCUCGCUCCGGCGUUCGCGCCAUGGGCUCCUACGCCACCUUCAAGGUCCCUCGAAUUGACAACGAGCCCAACAAACACUACGCCCCCGGAUCGCCCGAUCGCAAGGGCCUGGAAGAAGCUCUGGCCAAGCACAAGCAGAACUCUCCCCUCAACGUUCCUCUGGUGAUUGCGGGAAAGGAGAUCAACGCCUCUCAGUCCUUCACUCAGGCCAGCCCCUCCACCCAUGCACCUCUGGCCACUUACUCCCAUGCCUCCACCGCCGAUGUUCAGGCCGCGAUCGAUGCCGCUCUGAAGGCUCGCAAGUCGUGGGCCGCCACCUCUUUCGCUGACCGUGCCAGCGUCUUCCUCAAGGCGGCCGACCUGAUCGCGACCAAGUACCGAUACGACAUCAUGGCUCUGACCAUGCAUGGUCAGGGCAAGAAUGCCUGGCAGGCUGAGAUUGACUCGGCCGCCGAGCUGUGCGACUUCUUCCGCUUCGGCGUCAAGUACGCUGAGGAGCUGUAUGCCCAGCAGCCGGUGCACCAUGCUCCGGGAGUCUGGAACCGCGUGGAAUAUCGCCCUCUAGAGGGUUUCGUCUAUGCCAUCAGUCCUUUCAACUUCACCGCCAUCGGUGGUAACCUGGCCGGUGCUCCCGCUCUGAUGGGUAACGUGGUCAUCUGGAAGCCUUCGCCGUCUGCUAUCGCCUCCAACUGGCUGGUCCACCAGAUCCUCCUCGAGGCCGGUCUGCCCAAGGACGUCAUCCAGUUCGUUCCCGGAGAGGCUGAAGAAGUCACCAACACCGUGCUCAACCACCCCGAGUUUGCCGCUCUCCACUUCACCGGUAGCACCGGUGUUUUCCGCAGUCUCUACGGACAGAUUGCCAACGGCGUUGCCGAGGGCAAGUACCGUAGCUACCCUCGCAUCGUCGGUGAGACCGGCGGAAAGAACUUCCACCUCGUUCACAAGUCGGCGGACGUUCGCAACGCCGUCGUCCAGACCAUCCGCGGCGCCUUCGAGUUCCAGGGCCAGAAGUGCAGCGCCACCUCCCGCGCGUACGUGGCCAACUCGAUCGCCAAGGAGUUCCUCGAGGAUAUCGCGGCCGAGGCCAACAAGCUCAAGGUCGGCGAGCCGUCCGACUUCACCAACUUCUGCGGUCCCGUCAUCCACGAGGCUUCGUUCAACAAGCUGGCCAAGGUCAUCGAUGAGGCCAAGCAGGACCCCGAGCUGGAGCUUAUCGCUGGAGGCACCUACGACUCCUCCAAGGGCUGGUACAUUCAGCCUACCAUCUACCGCACCACCAACCCCGACCACCCUCUCCUGUCCCGUGAGCUCUUCGGCCCUGUUCUCGUCAUCCACACCUACGAGGAUGCCACCGACGCCGACUUCACCAAGAUUUGCGAGAAGGUCGACCAGACCGGUGAGUACGGUCUGACCGGAGCCGUCUUUGCCCGCGACCGCGAGGUCCUCAACCUGGCCGACGACGCUCUGCGCAACACCGCCGGUAACUUCUAUCUCAACUGCAAGAGCACCGGCGCCGUCGUCGGACAGCAGCCCUUCGGAGGUGCGCGUGCCUCGGGUACCAACGACAAGGCGGGCAGUGGAAACCUGCUUUCUCGCUUCGUCAGCCUGCGUUCGAUCAAGGAGGAGUUCUGCCCUACCUACAACGUCCCCUACCCCAGCAACGCCUAA
This is a messenger RNA of Aspergillus affinis, 1725 nucleotides long. It is a transcript of the gene prnC, whose product is annotated as delta-1-pyrroline-5-carboxylate dehydrogenase prnC. Bases 1 to 1725 code for a protein of 574 amino acids. Gene Ontology annotation, molecular function: L-glutamate gamma-semialdehyde dehydrogenase (NAD+) activity. The transcript has 4 exons. Gene Ontology annotation, cellular component: mitochondrial matrix. The record is from RefSeq and is a predicted model, not a curated record. Lineage: Eukaryota; Fungi; Ascomycota; Eurotiomycetes; Eurotiales; Aspergillaceae.